GGAGCAGGAAGGUAAGCCCCUGUCUAGUCAUUUGCAGGAAGAAUGACCUGAUUUGGAACUGACCUGCCUCUUUUCUUCUUUCCUUCACCUUCGGCCUUUUCUGAGCAGAAGAUGCUGUGGAAGAGCAGGAAGAGGCAGCAGCAGAAGAAGCUGAUGGUGACACUGAGGCUGAGCCCGAGGAGACCAAUAUAGAAGAUGGACAAGAAGAGGAAGUAAAAGAGGCUGAAGAUGGCCCCAUGGAGGAGUCUAAACCCAAGCCCAGGUUCAUGCCCAACCUGGUGCCACCCAAGAUCCCAGAUGGAGAGAGAGUGGACUUUGAUGACAUCCACCGGAAGCGGAUGGAGAAGGACCUGAAUGAGUUGCAAACAUUGAUCGAGGCCCACUUUGAGAACCGGAAGAAGGAGGAAGAAGAGCUGCUCUCGCUCAAAGACAGGAUCGAGAAACGGCGUGCAGAGCGGGCAGAGCAGCAGCGCAUCCGGAAUGAGAGGGAGAAAGAGCGCCAGACCCGCCUGGCUGAAGAGAGAGCCCGGAGGGAGGAGGAGGAGAACAGGAAGAAGGCUGAGGACGAGGCCCGCAAGAAGAAGGCUCUGUCCAACAUGAUGCAUUUUGGGGGUUACAUCCAGAAGACGGAGCGGAAGAGCGGGAAGAGGCAGACAGAGCGGGAAAAGAAGAAGAAGAUCCUGGCCGAGAGGAGGAAGGUGCUGGCCAUUGACCAUCUGAAUGAAGACCAGCUGAGGGAGAAGGCCAAGGAGCUGUGGCAGAGCAUUUAUAAUCUGGAGGCAGAGAAAUUUGACCUGCAGGAGAAGUUCAAGCAGCAGAAGUAUGAGAUCAAUGUUCUCCGAAACAGGAUCAAUGACAACCAGAAAGUCUCCAAGACCCGCGGGAAGGCCAAGGUCACCGGACGCUGGAAGUAGAGGAGCAGCCUCCCUGAAGGCCAGGCCUCCUUCCCAAGAGCCCCCAGCCCACCCCUGCCUGUGCCCCCUGCCCUGGGCUUUCCAAACACCAGAGGAGGCUCCAGCAGAAGGCCCUGAAGCCCCCACUCCCGCCAGCCCCCACCCCCACACCACACCAGGAAUAAAGUCACCACAUUCCUAA
Molecule: messenger RNA, 1095 nt
Organism: Erinaceus europaeus (western European hedgehog)
Lineage: Eukaryota; Metazoa; Chordata; Mammalia; Eulipotyphla; Erinaceidae
Gene: TNNT2
Product: troponin T2, cardiac type
Exons: 12
Coding region: 237-914 (225 amino acids)
Biological process (GO): sarcomere organization; regulation of muscle contraction; cardiac muscle contraction
Cellular component (GO): troponin complex
Molecular function (GO): troponin C binding; troponin I binding; tropomyosin binding
Source: RefSeq, a predicted model, not a curated record